Piliocolobus tephrosceles (Ugandan red Colobus) is the source of this 1637-nucleotide messenger RNA. It is a transcript of the gene SDR39U1, whose product is annotated as short chain dehydrogenase/reductase family 39U member 1. The transcript is spliced from 5 exons. Lineage: Eukaryota; Metazoa; Chordata; Mammalia; Primates; Cercopithecidae. The coding region runs from base 604 to 1320 and encodes 238 amino acids. The record is from RefSeq and is a predicted model, not a curated record.
GGGACCGCAGAAAGGGAGAGUGCCGGGCGGGCUUAGUCGGAGAUUGAGGGCUGGGAAUCCGCUUCCGGGAGGGCACUGUCUAGUGCACUGGUGGCGGGACUGGCUUCAUUGGGACAGCCCUAAGCCAGCUGCUGAAUGCCAAAGGCCACGAAGUGACGUUGGUCUCCCGACAGCCCGGGCCCGGCCGGAUCACGUGGGAUGAGCUCGCUGCAUCUGGGCUGCCGAGCUGCGAUGCCGCCGUCAACCUGGCCGGAGAGAACAUCCUCAACCCUCUCCGAAGGUCAGCCUGGGCCCUAAAGCUGAUACCCACUAGAGCACAGGGAGGACAGUGUACCACUGAUGAGAACCUGUGAGCUACCGGUAAUGGAGCUCCCAGAUUCUGAACUAAACCGAUAUCCCAGACUACUCAUUCUGCUCCACUCUUCCACCCAGUCAGCCAAUUGGCUUAAGUCCUCAGGUAUAACUCAGGAUGCCCAGAAAAUGUAUGUAUGCCCUUUCCCUCUACAGGAGACGGUGACUGUUUCUGUUAAGCCAAAAUUCAGGGCUUUACUAGAAAUGGGUAUGAAAUAGUUCCCAGGAAAAGAUAGAGGGAUAUGUGCACCUAUGUAUUUAGCGGCUUUUUAUUUCGCAUGUUUCUCCUGCAGAUGGAAUGAAACCUUCCAAAAAGAGGUUCUCCGCAGCCGCCUAGAGACCACCCAAUUGCUGGCUAAAGCCAUCACCAAAGCCCCACAACCCCCCAAGGCGUGGGUCUUAGUCACAGGUGUAGCUUACUACCAGCCCAGUCUGACUGCAGAGUAUGAUGAAGACAGCCCAGGAGGGGACUUUGACUUUUUCUCCAACCUCGUAACCAAAUGGGAAGCUGCAGCCAGGCUUCCUGGAGAUUCUACACGCCAGGUGGUGGUGCGCUCGGGGGUUGUACUGGGCCGUGGGGGUGGUGCCAUUGGCCACAUGCUGCUGCCCUUUCGGCUGGGCCUGGGGGGCCCCAUCGGCUCAGGCCACCAAUUCUUCCCCUGGAUACACAUCGGGGACCUGGCAGGAAUCCUGACCCAUGCCCUUGAAGCAAACCACGUGCACGGGGUCCUGAAUGGAGUGGCUCCAUCCUCCGCCACUAAUGCUGAGUUUGCCCAGACCUUGGGUGCUGCCCUGGGCCACCGAGCCUUCAUCCCUCUCCCCAGCACUAUGGUGCAAGCUGUCUUUGGGCGAGAGCGUGCCAUCAUGCUGCUGGAGGGCCAGAAGGUGAUCCCACGACGAACACUGGCUACUGGCUACCAGUACUCCUUCCCAGAGCUAGGGGCUGCCUUAAAGGAAAUUGUAGCCUAAGUAGGUCAUGGCAAGGGCCUGAGGCCUGUCCCUCAUAGGCUUCCAGGUUAGGCACUGUGAAUAGGCUCAGCUCCUCUAGAGAGCUGAAGCCAUCUGGUUCUUAGAUUCCUCCCCCAGUCCUCUUUCCCUUUGUUCUGUUGCUCCACCUUAUUGUCUCAAGGCUGUAAUCUCAUCAGGUUGGGACAUUAAUCUUUUCAACUCCUUGUAAGAUUUCCCAGUUGGGUUUCUCUACAUGUCCUGCAGCUGCCCCACUUCUCCUUUAUGCUGUGUAGAGAAUGCUCUGCAGUUUAGGCAAUAAAGAUAAAUUAUCUCACUAA